Hevea brasiliensis (rubber tree) is the source of this 1160-nucleotide messenger RNA. RefSeq lists its product as uncharacterized. Lineage: Eukaryota; Viridiplantae; Streptophyta; Magnoliopsida; Malpighiales; Euphorbiaceae. The transcript has 3 exons. The record is from RefSeq and is a predicted model, not a curated record. The coding region runs from base 328 to 966 and encodes 212 amino acids.
ACAAAGUUCGAGUAAAGCUAAGAAGGAAGAAAAUGCACAAAAAUGACAAGUCUUUUCUCUUUUUGAGGCCCUUUUCUGCUUGUUUUUACUCUCACUUGAUGCCAUAUUAUAAGCCAUUGUUGUUGGGCUACAGUGCAAGUGAAGCACACAUCUAUUUAUAGUUUACCCUUCUCAGCUUCUCAGAAUCUAUCCAACGAACAGCAACUUGUCUUUUAGAGAAGAAAACACCAAGGAAAUGACACAGGCAUCAUUGUGACUUCUUCUUCUACUUACACCAAUCAAGAGAAGCAUAUAUAUGAAUUGCAAGUACUUCUGGUGCCAGUAUAUAUGGCUCAACAGGAAGAAGGGUGGCCUCUGGGUUUGCAGCCCCUUAAUGUGAGAGUUGCUUUACCUAGAACUGGUGAAUUUUCUGGAUCAGUAUCGUUCAACACUUUACUCACUGGUUCUCCAACUUCCUCAACAGAUUCCUCAUCAGAUUUAGACACAGAGUCUACAGGAUCUUUCUUCCAUGACAGAAGCAUUACUCUGGGGAGCCUUAUUGGUGUUUCCAACAUAUUGGAGCUUUCCAGGAAAUCAUCAAGGGUAAGGAAAGUCGAAGUAAUAAAGGAAAAGAAGAGCAACAAAAAACCCAAAACAUGGCUUUUCUCUUUAUGUUCAAGAGACACCACUGAUGCUCAAAGUGUGAACAAUCCUCCUUCUCUUGCCCAUUUUCUUGCUGUAGAGAGAAGAGCUGCUAAUGAAUAUGGAAGGAAUCAAAGCCCUAAUAUUUAUGGACCUGAUGAACUUUCCCUAGCUCAGUCUGGCACAGAACCUAAUUCACUAUUUGUUAAUGGCCAAGUUGCUCCUCCUAGAGUAAGUCCAUGGCAUGAGACUGAUGCUGAAAGGAGAAGAAAUGGAAGGUUAGAUCAUAGCAGUAGACAUGGAGUUCCAGUCCUAUUUUCUUGCAUGUGUGGACAGCCCUGUUAGGAACUAAGCUUGUCCAAAAUUUUUUUUGUCUUCCAUUGAUGAUUUGAUCUUCAUGUCCUAGGUAGGGGAACUGAAAAAUAAACUCAGUUUUUGUUUGUCUUUAGAUCAAUGUCUUACACAUAUAGUCCAUUUUACACCAAUGGACUCACAUAUAUUCUUGUGCUAGUGCAGAGGUAUCUCGCAUGGUUAGCUGA